Molecule: messenger RNA, 2017 nt
Organism: Morone saxatilis (striped sea-bass)
Lineage: Eukaryota; Metazoa; Chordata; Actinopteri; Moronidae
Gene: tdp1
Product: tyrosyl-DNA phosphodiesterase 1
Exons: 14
Coding region: 158-1849 (563 amino acids)
Biological process (GO): single strand break repair; double-strand break repair
Cellular component (GO): nucleus
Molecular function (GO): double-stranded DNA binding; single-stranded DNA binding; 3'-tyrosyl-DNA phosphodiesterase activity
Source: RefSeq, a predicted model, not a curated record
GGGAGUUCCUACCCGGACACGUGUUCCCUGCGCACCUCCUGCACUGUGGUUUUCUUGAUGGAGAUGUAUUGUAGUGAAGUUUGUUUAGCGGUGGAUUGAUAAGAGGCUCAGCGUAAACAUCGUGAACCUGUGCCGCUGCUCACUUAUCUGACUCGGCAUGUAUCAGGACAGUCAACAUGGCAAAUGGACCAUUUCCAGCAGUGAUGAUGAUGAUGAGGGUAUUCCUUUAUCCGGGACUACAACAUCUAAGCCCCACCAACCCAGUGUAUCCAAUCCCAGCUCCCAUUGGUCUGCCUCUCCCCCCAGCCCCAAACUGGAACCAGUGAAAGCCACAGUGGAGGUGAAACCAGAACCAGCAAACCCCCCUGUAUCCUCACUGGUUGUCGGCUCUGAAGCCAGACAGUCUGCAGCAAUGAACCAGAUAAAUCCGGUGAAGUACGAAACCAGUCCGUCACUGGCUGGAAAGCGGAAGAAAGAGGUGUCAGAUGGCUCAGGGUGGGCUCUCUCAGACAGUGAUGAUGAUGAUGAUGGAGAUGUGAAGGGGAAAGGUCUCAGUAACCUACCAAAGAGGGCGCCUCCGAGCCCCAAAGCAAAGAAAGUGAAGGUGGAGAACGAGCGCCCUCCGAGUCCCCACGGCCGGCUCUACUACAUCGACGAGCCAGAGGACUUCUUUGAAUCCAGUGUUCCUUGUCUAAAUGACACCUACAGGUUUUACCUCAACAAAGUCACAGGCCUGGACAGGAAGUACAACAGUGGAGCUCUGCACAUCAGAGACAUUCUCUCUCCAUUAUUUGGGACCCUGAAAGAAUCUGUUCAGUUUAACUACUGCUUUGAUAUUGCCUGGAUGGUUAAACAGUACCCAUCAGAGUUUAGGGAUCGUCCAGUCCUGAUCGUCCAUGGAGAUAAGAGGGAGGCCAAGGCCCGGCUGGUACAGCAGGCUAAGCCUUUCCCACAUGUUCGAUUCUGCCAGGCCAAGCUGGAUAUUGCUUUUGGAACUCACCACACAAUCUUGCAGCAUUCAGUACAGUUGAAAGUAAAUAAUAAAAUCUGGAUCUGGAUUAUAAGCAUCCUCUUGUCUUGUAUUAUCAGGGUUUAUUUGGUUGGCUCAACACCAGGGAGAUAUGUUGGUGCAGACAUGGAUCGCUGGGGCCAUCUGAGGCUGAGGAAGCUGUUGUAUGACCAAACAGAUCCUGUUCCCGGCGAGGAAAGGUGGCCUGUGAUUGGCCAGUUCUCAAGCAUCGGCUCUAUGGGACUGGACAAGACCAAAUGGUUGGCAGGGGAAUUUCAGCGCACCAUGACCACACUGGGGAAAUCCUCUCUUCGCUCAGACCCCCCCAUGCACUUGGUGUAUCCAUCAGUUGAAGAUGUGAGGACUAGUUUAGAAGGCUACCCAGCGGGAGGCUCUCUUCCCUACAGCAUCCAGACAGCUCAGAAACAACUGUGGCUCCACUCCUACUUCCACCGUUGGAAGGCGAAUACGACAGGAAGGAGUCAUGCCAUGCCACACAUCAAGACGUACAUGAGGGCAUCACCAGAUUUCACUCAGCUGGCCUGGUUCCUCGUCACAAGUGCCAACCUGUCCAAAGCAGCAUGGGGUGCACUGGAGAAGAACAACACUCAGGUGAUGGUUCGUUCGUACGAGCUGGGAGUCCUCUACGUGCCCUCCGCCUUCAACAUGAAGACCUUCCCUGUUCACAAAAACCCAUUUCCCGUCUCCUCCUCCGCUGGUUUCCCUGUGCCCUUCGACCUUCCUCCUACAUGCUACUCCCCUAAAGAUCAGCCUUGGAUCUGGAACAUUCCUUACAGCCAGGCUCCCGACACACACGGCAACAUCUGGGUUCCCUCCUGAACACACACACACACACACACACAGACCUCUCUAUUCGUUUAAAACCGCUGUGUUUGUAACUAUCACUACUAUGUCUAGGUGUUAGUUGUUGUCAGUAACAUUUAUUUUUAUAUUUUAUACCAUACUCACAUGUUUUCUACCAAUAAAUAGAACAGUGUUGUCAUUGUC